Messenger RNA from Rhipicephalus microplus (southern cattle tick), 2947 nucleotides. RefSeq lists its product as uncharacterized. NCBI's taxonomy places the organism in Eukaryota, Metazoa, Arthropoda, Arachnida, Ixodida, Ixodidae. Gene Ontology annotation, biological process: regulation of gene expression. Gene Ontology annotation, cellular component: nucleus. The record is from RefSeq and is a predicted model, not a curated record.
GCUGAACCUUGGCGGCAACAUUGCCUUUGUUACGUUAUCUCACAACGGCAGCUCGCGUGAAAUUGAGUGCCCAUAAAGUGGUGCUUCACUCUCUGAUUGCACUUUUGAGCGCUUUUCUUAUGCGUUUGCACAUCCUGAAAAGCGUGCAUGUGCAUUCAACUUAACCACUGCAAACCGACCCUGAUUGAUUUCCCGACGUUUUUUGCAGCGGGCAAGACGGUAUACGACUUGACCAUUUCCACCUUGAUGAUGACUGCGGUGAUGCAUUGGUCGGUCGAGUCCGUCGAAGAUUGUGCCAGUGCUUCAACGUCGCAAGAUGUUGCGGAAGUUAAUGACAACAUUUCUGAAUCUGCAAAAGGUGCCAAAUCGCUAGAGUGCAGAGUGUGCCAACGGAAGUUCUUUAGCAAGCUCACCCUCACUGAGCAUCAGGCACGGCACGAGGGCCGGAUGCUGUACUCGUGCACCAUCUGCAAACGGCAGUUCCGUCAGAAGAGCGGUCACUGGCGCCACAUGAAGGCGAAGCACAUACCGGACAAGCCCAAGAAGCGCUAUCCUUGCCCCAAGUGUAACAAGGACUUUUCCCGUUCGACGUAUAUGAAAGCGCACCUGGCCUCCCACGACGAGUCGCAGAGGGGCCGCUUCACGUGUGAGGUCUGCCAGCGGACUUUCCUCCAGAAGUCUGAUCUGAGCCGCCACCAGAAGACGCACGACAAGCAGCAGUCGUUCAAGUGCACCACCUGCAAACGAGAUUUCUCGAGCCUGGCAAGCCAGAAACGGCAUGAGAAAGAACACGACCCAGCAGGGAAGGCGCCCUGCGUCCACUGUAGAGCAACAUUCACGCGCUCCUACAAGCUGAAGGAGCACGUUGCGAAAUUCCACAGUGGCGCGGUGCUUUUUAAACCACUCUUGCCAAAAGAAAGCUCAAGCCAGACCACAAGUGCACCUAGAAUGGAAAGAGAGCUUCUGUCACAACAUUGCGACAAUAGUGCUGCGCUGCAGAGAACGGACCGUUGCACCACAGACGGUCUGCCGACUCAAGCCAAAGGCGACUCUCUUCUGAGGCAAACGUUGGCAACUCUCGUCGAUGUGGCACCCAUGAACACUUCAGAGAUCUGCAGCAGCUCAGAACUGAAUGGAAACCCAGGACAGCUUCAAGGGCAUCAUUCAAGUAGUGGCACAAGAGCAACUGAGUUUGGUGCUAGCGGUGUACUUACAAGUAAUGCGACAGCACAGCCAACAGAGCUAAUACUAACAGGUAUGGGAAGCUUGGCACCAUUGCAAAGUGGUGUUGAUGUUCUUGCAGCUAUGGAGACAGCAGACCAGGGGGACAUCCUUCAGUGUUUGGCUGAGGUACCGCAAAUCGAGUUGAAUGACUGCAACUUCGGUGCCGCGUCUCGGGCUAACUUUGUGAGCCAUUUCGACUUUCUGAGCCGGCCUUGUUACGAUUAGCUGUCAUGCUUCGUAAUAAGUUGAAUUUGAUGGGCAAUGUCAUUGCCCAUCAAAUUCAACUGUGAAUGCUGUUCAGUUUUAUUCUGACAAAGUGAGCCAUAUUCGUUGCUUUAAUUAUUGUAUUAUUUUACCUGAACGACCAGACUAUUCUUUUUAUAUACAUUACACUCGGGCUUAACAGAACCAUACUUUAGUUAUUUCUCACUGGUGGAUGUAAAGCUUACAUCACCCUGUCUUUCAUUUUCGUUGUCUAAUCUACGUUGCAAAUGCUUCCUUUAAUGAAGCAUUUGCCUUUCAUUAACAGGCCUUCAAGCAUUUGAUUCAUCUAACUUGGGUUCACACAACAAUCGUUAUUGCCCAUCAAAUUCAACUGUGAAUGCUGUUUAGUUUUAUUCCGACAAAAUGAGCCAUAUUCGUUGCUUUAAUUAUUGCAUUAUUUUACCUGGACGACCCGACUAUUCUUUUAUAUACAUUACACUCGGGCUUAACGGAAUCGUACUUUAUUUAUUUCUCACUGGUGCAUGUAAAGCUUACAUCACCCUGUCUUUCAUUUUCGUUGUCUGAUCUACGUUGCAAAUGCUCCUUUUAAUGAAACAUUUGCCUUUCAUUAACAGGCCUUCAAGCAUUUGAUUCAUCUAACUUGGGUUCACACAACAGUCGUCAUUGCCCAUCAAAUUCAACUGUGAAUGCUGUUUAGUUUUAUUCCGACAAAAUGAGCCAUAUUCGUUGCUUUAAUUGUAUUAUUUUACCUGAACGACCCGACUAUUCUUUUUAUAUACAUUACACUCGGGUUUAACAGAAUCAUACUUUAGUUAUUUCUCACUGGUGCAUGUAAAGCUUACAUCACCCUGUCUUUCAUUUUCGUUGUCUAAUCUACGUUGCAAAUGCUUCCUUUAAUGAAGCAUUUGCCUUUCAUUAACAGGCCUUCAAGCAUUUGAUUGAUCUAACUUGGGUUCACACAACAGUACCUGUGAACGUUGAAAUAGUUUGUAUUCCUUGAUUCUAGUCAAGAAGUUGUCAGGCAUCUAGAGCUACAAGCAAAACUGAAAUAGAAAAAUCUGCGUGUGCAGUGCGAUGUCACCUAGAUGGUGGCUCUUAUGUUCCUCUCAUUGUACUUUACACAUUGUUGCUAGCUUGGUGCCUUGUUGGUGUAUUUCGUAGCAAUGCCUUUUCCGGUGAUAGUUUGUAUUCCUUGAUUCUAGUCAAGAAGUUGUCAGGCAUCUAGAGCUACAAGCAAAACUGAAAUAGAAAAAUCUGCGUGUGCAGUGCGAUGUCACCUAGAUGGUGGCUCUUAUGUUCCUCUCAUUGUACUUUACACAUUGUUGCUAGCUUGGUGCCUUGUUGGUGUAUUUCGUAGCAAUGCCUUUUCCGGUGCAGUGCACGGUGUUGAUGGAAAGUUAGUCUUCUGUAUAAGUUAUGCUAAGAACAGCAUAUUUUUAACCAUAUCACAAAACAUUGUACAAUGGUAUUUUAAUAAAUAUUGAUCAUUAAGUUUGUA